GUCAAAUCAAUAUUAUUGCAUACACUCACCCGUAUUAUUGAAUAGACUGCAAAGGAUAAAUUUAGCUCCUAUGUACGUUGUACGCCCGUAUUAUUGAAUAGAUUGCAAAUAUAUACUUGACUUUAACUUCCCAAAUAGGUCAAAAAACGGAAAUUUUUCUGGCGCUGCGCGCGCUACAAGGACCCCAGGAGCCAUGGGCCCGCCCACAUGCCCGCCCAAGGACGCCCGCUGGACGCCCACAAAAAUGUAGCUGGGGCCCCCCAGAGCAUUGGGGGGCGCCCGGCUGCCGCCCAGCCCACGGCCGCCCACUACCACUGAGGUACCUUUUUUGGGCCUCAAAAAGGUACCUCUCGAGGUACAAAAGUGGGGUGUCCAAGGUGAUCUUGUAACGAAGUACGGCGAGGACGAAGGCUACGGCCUGAAUCAAUGG
This is a messenger RNA of Mycena citricolor, 430 nucleotides long. The record is from the annotation of a GenBank genome assembly. Lineage: Eukaryota; Fungi; Basidiomycota; Agaricomycetes; Agaricales; Mycenaceae.